This is a messenger RNA of Doryrhamphus excisus (bluestripe pipefish), 3912 nucleotides long. It is a transcript of the gene gys1, whose product is annotated as glycogen synthase 1 (muscle). NCBI's taxonomy places the organism in Eukaryota, Metazoa, Chordata, Actinopteri, Syngnathiformes, Syngnathidae. Gene Ontology annotation, cellular component: cytoplasm. The record is from RefSeq and is a predicted model, not a curated record. Gene Ontology annotation, biological process: glycogen biosynthetic process. Gene Ontology annotation, molecular function: alpha-1,4-glucan glucosyltransferase (UDP-glucose donor) activity.
CCCACUUUUCUCCCUUCUCUCCACAGCCCCCCCCCCCUCUUAGAUUGACGGCGACAGCUGGCAAUGUGUGGCCUGAGCAGUUGAAGUUCAAACCUCAGGUAUGCCGCUGGCUCGCAGCCUGUCCGUCACGUCCCUGUCAGGGCUGGAGGAAUGGGACGAGGAGUUUGAUUUGGAGGACGCCGUUCUCUUUGAAAUAGCCUGGGAGGUGGCAAACAAAGUCGGCGGCAUCUACACCGUCAUCCAGACCAAAGCCCGCCUGACGGCAGAGGAAUGGGGGGAGAACUAUUUCCUGGUGGGCCCCUAUGUGGAGAGCAACGUGCGCACUCAGGUGGAGCUCAUCGAGCCCACCAACCCGGUGCUCAAGAGAACCAUGGACAAGAUGAACUCCAGUGGGUGUAAGGUCUACUUUGGUCGCUGGCUCAUCGAGGGCAGCCCCUACGUGAUCCUGAUCGAUGUGGGCUUCACCGCCUGGUCUCUGGACACUUGGAAGAGCGAGCUGUGGGAGCUGUGCGCCGUCGGUGUGCCGUGGUUCGACCGCGAGGCCAACGACGCCGUGCUCUUUGGCUUCCUGACAGCCUGGCUCCUGGGAGAGUACGCGGCCCAGAGUGACGGCACGCCGCACAUCGUGGCCCAUUUCCACGAGUGGCUGGCCGGCCUGGGCCUGGUGUUGUGCAGGCAGAGACAGUUGCCCAUAGCAACCAUUUUUACCACGCAUGCCACACUCCUGGGACGCUACCUUUGUGCUGGGAAUGUUGACUUCUACAACAAGCUUUCAGAGUUUAAUGUUGAUAAGGAGGCCGGCGACAGACAGAUCUACCACCGCUACUGUCUGGAGAGGGCGGCCGCUCAUUGUGCCCACGUCUUCACCACCGUGUCCCAGAUCACCGCCAUCGAGGCGGAGCACCUGCUCAAGAGGAAGCCAGACAUCGUCACCCCCAACGGGUUAAACGUGAAGAAGUUCUCAGCGGUCCACGAGUUCCAGAACCUUCACGCCCAGAGCAAGAAUCGGAUUCAGGAGUUUGUCAGGGGACACUUUUACGGGCACCUUGACUUCAACCUGGACAAGUGCUUGUUCCUCUUCAUUGCUGGAAGGUAUGAGUUCUCCAACAAAGGAGCAGACAUCUUCUUGGAGUCUCUAGCCAGACUCAACUAUCUACUGAGAGUCAAUCACAGCGACGUGACCGUCAUUACCUUCUUCAUCAUGCCGGCACGGACAAACAACUUCAAUGUGGAGACCUUAAAAGGCCAAGCUGUCAGGAAGCAACUUUGGGAUACUGCUCAGACUGUGAAGGAACGCUUUGGAAAGAAACUUUAUGAAUCACUGCUGGUUGGACAGCUGCCAGACGUGUCCAAGAUGCUGGACAAGGAAGACUUCACCAUCAUGAAGCGCGCCAUCUUCGCCACGCAGAGGCAGAGCCAGCCGCCAGUCUGCACGCACAACAUGCUGGAGGACAGCAGCGACCCCAUCCUCAACUGCGUACGCCGCAUCGGCCUUUUCAACAGCUCCUCUGACCGUGUCAAGAUUAUAUUUCAUCCGGAGUUCCUGUCCUCCACCUCUCCUCUGCUUCCCAUGGAUUACGAGGAGUUCGUAAGGGGAUGCCACCUGGGCGUUUUCCCCUCUUAUUACGAGCCUUGGGGCUACACACCAGCCGAGUGCACGGUGAUGGGGAUCCCGUCCAUCUCCACAAACCUAUCAGGCUUUGGUUGCUUCAUGGAGGAACACAUAGCAGACCCCUCAGCAUACGGCAUUUACAUCCUGGACCGGCGGUUUCGAGGCGUGGACGAGUCGUGUAACCAGCUCACUUCCUUCCUCUUCCAGUUCUGCAAGCAAAGCCGACGCCAGAGGAUCAUCCAGAGGAACCGCACGGAACGUCUGAGUGACCUCCUGGACUGGCGAUACCUCGGCAGGUAUUAUGUGUCUGCACGUCACAUGGCCCUGGCCAAAGCCUUCCCUGACGCCUACGUGUACGAACCUCAUGACCCCACCUCAACGUCAGGUUUCCGUUACCCUCGUCCGGCCUCCGUGCCGCCGUCCCCCGCCCUCUCCCGCCACUCCUCCCCCCACCACAGCGACGCCGAGGACAACGACGAAGACGAACGCUACGACGAAGACCUGGAGGCGGAGAAGGACCGAGUGAACAUUCGCCAGCCUUUCACGCUGCCGUUCAAGAACAAGGCGGCUGUCGUCUCCAGGGCCAACGGGAACGCCAACGGGAACGCCAACGGGAACGCCAACGGCCUGGCGAGGGAGAAAAACUGACGCACCUCAAGUACACACACACACACACAAACAGGCGGGUAUUAGCAUCACUCGAAGGGAAGCGCUAAUGUUAAAAAAAAAAAAAGCUUGAUGUGUAUCUGUGUCUUCCCAGCCAGUUUGUACCUCAGUUUUAAAAACCCUUUUGGUAUCCUUCUGGUAUCCUUUUGGUAUCAGCCACACCAGCACUGCAACAGGCCUGUUUGUUUCCUCGAGGGGACAGGAAGUAGCCAAUCAACCCGUGAAUAAAGUCACAACACUGGACUACCGAGGAAUAAUGACAAAUAAUAACAGCAUUAUUAUGAAUCUGUAGCUAUUUUCCAUAGAGAGCAUCCCUUUUACCGGUAGAGCGCCCUCUUGUGACCGAAUCAACAAACAGCAGCCAGUAAAAGCUCUACUGAUAUGUGUCACCUUUUAAAGUGUCCCCGUGACACGUUUUCACUCUCAAUUCCAGCACUUCCAAAUGCCUUGUUUCCGAUGAACCGAACCAGAGUGGAAGUAACAUGUCACACACACGUGCAAAACAACAAUCGCACCCAAAAGCUAAGCUAGCUAGCUUAGCUUAGCCGUGUGUGUCUUCAUGUGGUUUCCAAGCCUUAUAUUUCUGCUGUGACCUCACACUCCCGUCUAUCUGCUUGCCUUUGACGUGUAAUUAUUGGGAAGAGGAAUGAGGGAAAUAAGGAUGCCCGGAAGUAAGGAAACGCGUUUUGCCGGUUGUGUACUUCCUGUGAGAGUUUUAUCAUUUCUUACAAUAUUGCAGCAGAUGAACUUAUAAUAAAGAUUCGAUAUAAACGACCUAGCAAGGUUUUACAAAUGAUAGGUCUUGUUUGCAUGUGCUUUUUAUUCCUGAUUUUCCACUUUUUUUCCCGAGUUCAGCACAAGUAAACUCGACCGCCAUGACCUUUGCAAACUGCAAGACAAAAGAAGAAGAGAAACGGUACUGAUGGCGCCAUGUUGGAGUUAGCAUUCUGAUUGACAGCGUGGGAAACGUACCCAGCAAACUAUUCCAAAAGGAGUCGUAUGUCGCACUUCCGGUCACAGCGCCGAGUCGGGCCGGGUUCCUCCUCACUGUACGCACCGAGAAACCAUCAGGCCCCGUGGCCUCCACCUCCACGACAUGAUAGUCCCUCAACCUGGGACAAGAACCGCAACGGGAUGAGAGGAUUCCCACAUGGAAGCUCGCAAAUUCCGCAGUGAGACUCACGCCGUGUCCGACACAAUCUCUCCGCGGACACCGUUGAAGCCCAGAUUCCCGGCAGCCACCGCUGCCGCCGCCAUGGUGUUGACGUUGUUGGGAGCGAGGGGGCACAGCUCCGCUACGGAACCCCUGAGUAAAACCCGCCGACCCUCGCCUUCCGUCCACUCGCCAAGGGCGUCUCCCGUCAGCCGGAAGCAGGACGGAUGUUUGGACAUUCUUAUGAACAGAUCCUGGACACACGGACAGAUCAUCACGCUCAUUUAAACUCGGAUUUAAACUCGGAUUCACGUUCCAGUCCUCGUUUACCUUCAAGGCCCCGCCGUCGUUCAACCUCUGGAUGUCCUGACCGCCCCAUAAUGCACCACUGGGCACGUAGAGUGUUUUUCCAUACAGCCGAGCCGCCUGGCGGAGUUUCUCAUUCAGGUCAUGAUCGGCGAGGGCAGAGGGGGAGCCCACC